GUUUACAAUUAGCAAAAGUACAAAUAAUUGAGCUGGAAAUGGCUGCUUCCUCUUGCAAUGUAAUAUAUAAUAAUGCUUAUGAAGACAAAAAGAUGGAUUAGGUGUAACAAAUCGCAAUAAAGUUAUAAACCACAAGUUGAAGGAGUCACCUGGCUUCCAAGGUAAAGUUCUCAUCUCUCUCACUUUCAGUCAACCUCAACCGACAAAGAAAAACUCCAAAUCUUGCAGUUCUUUCAAUACCAUUAUGGUAAUUUAUUCUACACCUUCUUUGGUCCCUCCGAGUUUGUUUGACAUUGACAAAUUAGCUAUUCUGUUCUAAAUUCUGUUCAAAUUUCUUGAGAUUUCACUGUGCCAUAAUUUUAAAAAUAGCAAUCAUUUGUAAGGCCAGCGAGAUUAAGAGACAAAGUUGCGGAUCCAUCGUAGUGAGUUUGGUCAAACACCAGGGGCUGGUCGCUGGGGAGAGAGUUUGGUUGACUUUUUCUGCACAGUGUGAUGAGGGAAAGUCAGAGUGAAGUGCGGCAGGGCAACUGGAGUUCAAUUUUAUAUUGUGGGUUGGGUAGCACAUGAUUAAGAUUUCUUUAAUCUCUUCUUUUGAGUUUUGUUUUGACUGUUGGAAAUGCCUUGAGAUUGCUUCACUCACUCUGGAGUUCCUUCUUUAUUUCUUUUCAGAUCUCUGAUUCUGUUCCGAACAAUCACUGCCUUUUCCUUUUCUUUGUCAACAAAGCUCAAAGUGUUUUCUCCUUCAUGCAAAAGUAAUAACAGAAAGCACAUGAAAUUUUGUUCUUUGCUUUUUCUUUUUCGUAUCUUCGAUCCACUUCAUCAGUUUCUGUUUGAUUAGAAACGAAAAGCUAUAUCUUUUGCAUGCUUUUGUUAUGAGGUUUGCAGCACAGUUUUGAGUUUCAGUUUCAAGAACAUGAAGACUUUCGGGGUUUCUUUCUCUUUUUGGUUUCCUGCUUUCAUUUUUGCUGUUAUCUUUCCAGUUUCAACAGGGCAACUUCCUCCAAGCGAAACCAGGAUUCUGUUUGAGAUUCAAAAACUUCUGGAGUAUCCUGUUGCUUUUCAGGGAUGGUCAAACUGGACCAACUUCUGCUAUUUACCUCCUUCUCCGUCACUCAAAAUUGUCUGUUCUGGUAAUCACAUAACAGAAUUAACUGUCAUUGGAAACAAAAGCUCUCCUUCCAAAGCUCCAAAAUCAGUUUCAGUGAGUUCCAUUCCUUCCCCGCAGACUCUUUCAAAUAGUUUUUCCAUUGAUUCCUUCUUCACUGUUCUCACCAAGCUUUCAAACCUGAGACUCUUGUCAUUAGUGUCUUUGGGAUUGUGGGGUCCUUUCCCUUCCAAAGUUAACAGGUUCUCGUCUUUGGAAGUGCUUAACAUAAGCUCAAAUUUUAUCUAUGGAGGCAUCCCUACAACAAUCUCAAAACUUCAAAGUCUCAAGAGCCUUGUUUUAGCUGACAAUUUGCUCAAUGGAAGUGUUCCAGAUCUUAGAGGCCUUGCAGUUCUUGAAGAGCUGAAUUUAGGACAGAAUCAACUAGGACAAAAGGUUCCUUCUCUGGGAGAAAAUCUUAUGAUUGUUAUACUGAGGAAAAACUUGUUCAGAUCUGAAAUUCCCUCAAGAAUCUUGCAACUCAAUAAGCUUCAGUUAUUCGAUAUCUCCUACAAUAAGUUUCUUGGGCCAGUCCAUGCCUCUCUCUUCUCUCUACCUGCAGUUCAGUAUCUCAACCUAGCUUAUAACCAAUUAAGUGGAGCGCUCUCUAUUAAUACAACUUGCAAUAGAAACCUUAAGUUUGUAGACAUUUCACAUAACCUUUUGAUAGGAAAAUUACCAUCUUGCAUCAGACCAAAUUCGUCAAAUCGCACUGUAAAUAUUUCUUGGAACUGCUUGUCAAGUGGAAGCUCGAAGGAUCAGCAUACUUAUUCCUACUGCCAUAAGGAGGCAAUGGCCGUGAAGCCUCCCGGUGACGUACAGAAACAGAAAAUUAGCAGCAAACUGGGUUUCAUGCUCGCUGUCAUUGGAGGCGCUGUCGGAAUUUCAGGUGUUGUUCUGUUAUUAGUUUAUGCAAUCAUUCGAAACAGAAGAAGAAGAAGAUUUGGAGAGACCAAAUAUGAGAAAUCUACAGCUGAUAAACUCUCUGUUCGUGGCUCUCCACUUCCUAACAGACAUGUACCCCAAACAAGGCUACCAGCACUUGGGUUGCCGCCAUAUCGGGUCUUCACAUUGGAAGAGAUCGAAGACAUCACAAAAAACUUCGACCCGUCAAACGUGGCCGCCAAAGAACCCCAAGCAAAGACGUAUAAAGGGUGGCUGCCAGAUGGUUCAGUGGUUCUGAUCAAGUGCUUUAAACUAAAGCAAAAACUUAUACCUCAAGCCUUAGCUCGACACAUGGAAGAACUGCCAAAUAUGAGACAUCGCCAUUUGGUCAGUGUUCUUGGACACUGCACUUUCACUCAUCAAGAUCAAUUAAACCCAGCUACCACUGUCUUCGUUGUUAAUGAAUACAUAUCCAACGGCUCAUUAAAGGAUUGUCUUACAGAUUGGAAAAGAAGGGAUGCUCUGAAAUGGCCACAGAGAAUGGGAAUAACCAUCGGGAUUGCUAGGGGAAUACAGCAUUUACAUACUGGAAUGGCAUCCGGCAUCUUUGGAAACGAUAUCAAGAUCGAUAGCAUUUUGUUGGAUGAGACGCUGUCUGCAAAAAUAAGCAAUUACAACAUUCUCAUGCCGCUAGAGAAUGCAGAGACCGGGUUGAAUGUGACAAAAAGAAGCGAGAAUCCAGAGAAGGAAGAUAUCUUUCAAUUUGGUGCUAUUUUGCUGCAAGUCAUCAAUGGUAGACCGAUUACAGAGACGAGUGAACUGUAUGAUCUGAAGAGUGAGUUCGAAAGUGGCUUGGCAGAGGUAUUGAAAUUACGGGGCGUUAUCGAUGCUUCGAUUCAGGGCUCUUUUGCAUUUGAUUCACUGAAAACCACAAUUCAAAUAGCCAUCAAUUGUCUCAGCAAAGAUCCAAACAAGCGACCUUCAAUUGAAGAUGUACUCUGGAAUUUGCAAUAUUCAAUGCAAGUUCAAGAAGGAUGGACAAGUAGUGGAAACCUCGGAACUUUCAUAUAGAUGAAAAUUAGUCCAUAAUGGUUGGGAAUAAAUGUAACAAAAGUUCACAAAUAUACAGCUCUAACCUGCCUGAACAUUUUACAAAUUUCAAAAGCCCUUGUACAUGUUGUGGCAGUAAAGCUUCAAAUGAAAAUCACAACCAUCACUUCAA
Messenger RNA from Cucumis sativus (cucumber), 3251 nucleotides. Its product is annotated as probable LRR receptor-like serine/threonine-protein kinase At1g14390. Bases 914 to 3100 code for a protein of 728 amino acids. The transcript has 7 exons. Gene Ontology annotation, molecular function: protein binding; ATP binding; protein kinase activity. Gene Ontology annotation, biological process: protein phosphorylation. The record is from RefSeq and is a predicted model, not a curated record. NCBI's taxonomy places the organism in Eukaryota, Viridiplantae, Streptophyta, Magnoliopsida, Cucurbitales, Cucurbitaceae.